This is a messenger RNA of Engraulis encrasicolus (European anchovy), 7833 nucleotides long. RefSeq names its product period circadian clock 1a (gene per1a). Gene Ontology annotation, cellular component: nucleus; cytoplasm. Gene Ontology annotation, molecular function: transcription corepressor binding; transcription cis-regulatory region binding. Gene Ontology annotation, biological process: entrainment of circadian clock by photoperiod; circadian regulation of gene expression; negative regulation of transcription by RNA polymerase II. The record is from RefSeq and is a predicted model, not a curated record. The transcript is spliced from 20 exons. NCBI's taxonomy places the organism in Eukaryota, Metazoa, Chordata, Actinopteri, Clupeiformes, Engraulidae. The coding region runs from base 352 to 5004 and encodes 1550 amino acids.
GUUGCAAUGCGUGUAGAAAGCUGUGGGUACACACACUCCUAGUACAGUACAGCAAAUUCGCAAAUCGACUGAGACGCCCAAGCAAGCCGUGAAAAACGAGCAAAGUUUGGACAGUCUAGAUUUCUUCAAGACAAUCAAAGAAGCAAGAAUUUCUGAUCUUCUCUAUCUGGCAACACAGUUGGAUAUACAAGAGCAACAACAGCAGCAGUAGCAGUUGCAGCUUUCAAAGAGUUUGGCCCUCCAAGGCCAAGUCAAGACAGGCCAACUCAAUGCUGGCAUUCACUGUUCUCCUCUUAUCAGAGACUCAUUACAUAACAUAAAGACUCCCAGAGAGAUCCGCGCAUUAUUAUUAUGAGUAAUGCCAAUGUCGAGGCUUCUGCCAAUCACAGCGCCAGCCGAGGAGGCGUGGGCGGGGCCGAGGACGACGGACAGGUAGGCCACGAGCCACAGGUGGCCUCCUCGCGCCGCAGCAGCGGCAGCCUAUUGGCCGGCGGUGAGAAGAAGGCGUCCAAUGGGAAGAGGGAGGCCCGGGGUCCACAGCGGACCAACGUGGACGACACGGAGUCGAGCGGGAAUGACUCGGCCGAGCGGGAGUGCGGGGGACACGGGCGGCGAGUGGCCUCCACCUGCAGCUCACGCAACGGGAAGGACUCUGCCAUGGAGACUACGGAGAGCAAAAGCUCCAACAGCAACUCUCACAGCCCGUCUCCACCCAGUAGUUCCGUGGCGUACAGCAUGCUGAGCGGGGGCAGCUCUGAGCAGGACCCCCCCAGCACCAGCGGCUGCAGCAGCGACCGCCCUGCACGGCUGCAGACCCAGCGGGAGCUCCUACGCGCCCUCCGCGAGCUCAAGAUACGCAUGCCCCCCGACCACCGCGGCAAGGGGCGCUCCAGCACGCUCGCCUCCCUGCAGUACGCCCUCAACUGCGUCAAGCAAGUCCGCGCCAACCAGGAGUACUACCACCAGUGGAAUGUGGAGGAGAGCCACGGCUGCUGCCUGGACCUCUCCACCUUCACCAUAGAGGAGCUGGACAACAUCACCUCCGAAUACACCCUGCAGAACACAGAUACAUUCUCAGUGGCGGUGUCGUUCCUGACGGGGAAAGUGGUGUACGUGUCCCCUCAGGCCCCGUCGCGUCUGUGCUGUAAGCCGGAGCAGCUGCAGGGGGCGCUGUUCUCCGAGCUGCUGGCCCCCCAGGACGUCAGCACCUUCUACAGCGGCACCUCGCCCUCCAAGCUGCCCGCCUGGCCCUCAUGCAACAGCAAUGACUCCCCAGGCGACUGUGCCCAAGAGAAGUCCAUGUUCUGCCGCAUCAGCGGCUCUAAGGGGAGCGAGGUGGAUGUGCGCUACUCCCCGUUCCGCCUGACGCCGUAUCAGCUGACCCUGCGCGACUCCGACAUCUCCCAACCGCAGCCCUGCGUCCUUCUCAUCGCUGAGAGGGUGCACUCCGGAUACGAAGCUCCCCGUAUCCCUGACGAUAAGAGGAUCUUUACGACCAGCCAUAGUCCGAGCUGCCUCUUCCAGGAGGUCGAUGAGAGGGCUGUUCCAUUGCUGGGCUACCUGCCCCAGGACCUGGUGGGGACCCCCAUGCUCUACUACCUGCAUCCAGAAGACAGACCUCUUAUGGUGGCCAUCCACAGGAAGAUCCUCCAGUUUGCUGGCCAUCCGUUCGACCACUCGUCAGUGCGCGUGUGUGCGCGUAGCGGCGAGUACCUGACCAUCGACACCAGCUGGUCCUCCUUCAUCAACCCCUGGAGCCGCAAGGUGGCCUUCAUCGUGGGACGCCACAAAGUCAGAACGAGCCCGCUGAAUGAGGACGUGUUCACGCCGUCUGCUCUGUGCGACCCGCGGGCCAUGUCCCUGUCGCCGGACGUGGCGCAGCUGAGCGAGAAGAUCCAUCGCCUGCUGGUGCAGCCGGUGCACAGCGGAAGCUCGCAGGGCUACGGCAGCCUCUGCAGCGCCACCGACCAGCACGCCAGCACCGGGUCCUCCAGCGACGGCGCCGGGCCCGUCCAGAAGCUCACCAGCAACCAGCCCCUCACACCGCAGAUGACUUUCCAGCAAAUGUGUAAAGAUAUACACAUGGUCAAAACCAGCGGUCAGGACAUGUUCAUGGAGUCACGCAACCGACCGCAGCCAUGCAGACAUUCAAACACAGUUGCCCGGGUGACCGUAAAAUCGUCGGAACAUUCCAAAGAGCCCCCCCAGGGAGCAGGGCUGCCGGCCCUGAAGCCUCCCGCCCUGCCCACCACACCCCCCAGGAAAGACCGCCUCACCAGCUACUCCUACCAGCAGCUCAACUGCCUGGACAGCAUCAUAAGGUACCUGGGCAGCUGCAACGUGCCCAACACAGUGAAGAGGAAGUGUGGCUCCUCCUCCUGCACCACCUCCUCCACCUCCGACGACGACAAGCAGAGGCAGGAGGCUGCUGGCGGCGUCAAAGCUAUAGCGGAUACGCUAGCGGCUGACGGGUCCAAGCCUGCGGACCCCACGCACGGCCUGACUCCCCUGGCCCUGCACUGCAAGGCGGAGAGCGUCAUCUCCACCACCUCCCUCUGCAGCUUCAGUAGCACCAUCGUACACGUCGGAGACAAGAAACCCCCAGAGUCAGAUAUCGUUAUGAUGGAGGAGGCUCCCACCACCCCAACCCUGCCACCCACCCCCACCCCCUCCACCCCCACUCCUGCCGUCAGUAGCAGCCCAGCACAGCCUCCUCUCCAAGCCGCCCUCUCCCCCAGCACCCCCACCACCACACAGCCAGACAAGGAGGCGCGCCGGGCAGGCUCCUCACCCACAGCAGGAGCCACAGCAACAGCAGGAGGUGGGGGAAGUGCUAGCAAGGUAGCACUAGGCCUCACGAAGGAGAUGCUGUCUGCUCACACCCAGAAGGAGGAGCAGGCCUUCAUCAACCGCUUCAGAGACCUCAACAAGCUACUGGAGCCUCAGCCCCAGCCUAUCUCGCCCAGACGCCCCUCUGCAACCACUGGAGGCAAAGGCGUGCGCAGCUCUCAGGAUUACCCCGCCGUGGGGACGUCCAGCAGCCGCAAGCGUGGCCGAGGCGGAAAGAGGCGAAAGCACCAGCCGGAGGGUUCCCAGGCGGGAGGUUUCGUGCCGCCCUUCAGCGUGCCGCCCCCUCGCGGCCCCGUGCCACAGCAGGCGGAGUUGCCAACCCCGGGCUGCUUCCCCGCCGGGCGCCACCUCUUCAUGGGCCCCCAGACCUCCUCGUCCUCCUGGCCGGCCUCCGUGGGCUCCCAGGCCAGCAUACCGCCCACCACCGUGCCCCAGUACGCCGCCCCACCAGGCUGCAUGCCUUACUACCCGAUGUACCCGGGGCAGAUGCCCACGUCCCAGGUCAUGCCGCCCAUGGCGCCCCCCGUCAUGGCGCUGAUCCUGCCCAACUACAUGUACCCGCAACUCAACACGCUGAUGCCGCAGAUGAGCUUGGCGGGAGGCGUUCCAAUGAACGCUCAGCCCAUGAUGCCAGACCUCAACUUCAACCAGGCCAUGUCCACGGGCACGCCUGGCGCGCCCCAACAUGCACUGCCGCAGAUGAAUCCUCUGGGCACCCCUCAGUUUAACCCGGCCAUGCUUCAGAUGAACCCAGCAAUGAACCCAGCGGCGAUGGGCCAACCGGGACUCAUGCCCUCAAUGAUGCCCUUUAACCUUGCCGGCAUGCCCGGUGCCGUCCCCCAGCCCUUCCACAACCCCAACAUGAUGUACAGUCCAUUUGCCAACGCAGCCUCCAUGCCCACCCCUGCCGCCCCCAUGACCUCAGGCCUCGCCAACCCCUUCGCCCCGACCCUGUCACGCCCCUGCACGCCGCAGUCGGCAGGACUGGCCAAUGGCGAUCGAGAGGAGGCGGACUCUCCGCUGUUCCACUCGAGAUGCUCCUCCCCCCUCAACCUGGUGCAGCUGGAGGAGCUGGCGGGGAACAGGGCAGAGAGCGUUGGAGUGGGGCUUCAGCAGACCCCGCCCCCUGGGGCAGGGGCAUCCCAGGGGAAGGUGGCGGGGGGCGUGGCGUCAUCGGUCAGCCGGAGCAACUCCAUGGACACCAAGGCACAAGACGAGAACGUGGACGAGUGCAACCAGGACGCCAUGUCCACCUCCAGUGACCUCCUGGACCUCCUAAUGCAGGAGGACUCACGCUCGGGGACCGGUUCCGCCGCCUCCGGCUCGGGCUCCUCUGGGUCGGGCAUGGGAUCCUCGGGCUCUGGAUCAUCAGGCUCCGGGUCCAAUGGCUGCAGUACCAGCGGAACCAGCGGCAGCGGAACAGGCUGCAGCAGCAACACCAGCAAGUACUUUGGCAGCGUGGACGACUCGUCGGAGAACGACCACUCGCAUAAGCAGGCAGGGGCGUCCGGUUCGGGGUCGGGCGGCGGCGGCGGGGAUGUGGUGGAGGAGCAGUUCAUCAAGUACGUGCUGCAGGACCCCAUCUGGCUGCUGAUGGCCAACACCGACGACAAGGUCAUGAUGACCUACCAGCUGCCCAGCAGGGACCGUGAGACGGUGCUCCAGCAGGACUUGGCCAUGUUGAAGGCAGUGCAGAAACAGCAGCCUCACUUCACUGAGCAGCAGAGGAAAGAGCUCAGCCAGGAGCACCCCUGGAUACUCACUGGGGGCAUACCUGACGCUAUUAACAUUACAUCCUGCGCCGACUGCAAUAGCACCACAGACGACCCCGACGCCUCUGAGACCGAAACCUUCCCCAAGCAGGUCACCGUGGACGAUCACCACGACGACGACCUCCCGCUGCCGGAGGAGACCACCACCCCCGACACUCCGGCGCUCGGGGACACCGCUGCCGACGUCACCGUCGUCCCGUCGGGAAACACGGCCGCGGACAUCGAGGCGUUAGUGCCAGAGCCAGAGUCAUCUCCAGUUCCCUCCCCGGCCCCGGCGCCGCGGCAACUGAGGUCCAGCAGCAGGGGCAGGAGGCCCCCACCUCCUCUGGUGGACGAGGAGCUGGAGGUCACGUCAUCUGUGGGGGUGUGCAAGGAGGAGUGAGGAGCACGGAGGACAUUUUAGGAUCCUUUUAGGAGAACCAAGAGUCCACACGGACACAGCAUGUGGUGGUGAUAAUGGAGAAAGCUCCUGUGAAGCCACCAGGCUCCCUGAUGCAGCCCAUGCUCACCCACAUCCCCUACAGGCUGUUCACACAGACACUGGACAGGACCCUGCAGGUCUUUAGCAUGUGGUGGUGAUAAUGGAGAAAGCUCCUGUGAAGCCACUCGCCAAACUGCCUGAUGCAGCCGAUGCUCACCCACACCCCCUACAGGCUGUAGACGGUCAUGGCAAGCACUGCAUUGCACUGCACUGCAAGCACUGAGUAUGAGUUGGCUGAGAUGAGCGCACACUCGGCUGUGUUUACUCAACUCUGGUAAAUCCAGAGGACGGAUGGCUAGCUCCAAAGUGCAGAGUGGGGGAGGGGAAUCUGUCUUUCGGGAUUCAGAAUUGCCCCAAUUUUUUUGGACAAAUGUUUACCUGGCCCCGUUCAAGUUUGUGACCUACCAGAAAAGUGGUGGGUGGAGAAGACUUAAAAACAUGUCUGUAUAUUCCACAGAGCUGAAGUUUUACCCAGGGCUUAGCGUGUUUGCCCUAAGGACACUGAGUCCAAGCGAAAACAUAGGAGAUGGAAAAAAACAAGAGACAGUUUUUUUGUGGCAAAUAAUGAUUUAUUUAUGUUGCUAUGGAUUUUUUUUUUAAAAGGCUACAUGUCCUAACUUGCACAAAGGCCUAGCUACUUUGAGUAACUAACUAUGGUAACCAUUGUUAAUGUUCCCACAUUCAACACUGGAAGUACUGGAAUGUACUUGAAUUUGAAAAGUUGGCGUGAAAGUUAAAGUUCGGCUGAAGUUCCACAUAGUUCUUCUAAUUGUUUUUUCCCUCUAAUUUCACUCAUCAAGCAAGUCAGAAACCCAAUCACUUGUUAACAUUUGUAACUGGUUUUGAAGAUGGCAUACGAUAGAGAAAUGUCAACAACCCCUUGCAGAGCACUGGUGGGGGCCUGGGAGUGACUAAGUGUCGUCAUAGUGACCAGUGUUGGUGAGCUAGCUGGACUCUCUCCAAAAAGCUGGUUGCUACACCCUGCCCCUCGGACUUUAUAGAAAGUUAAUAUUGUACGUUGGGUUACAUUAGGUCAACUCUCUGGCUCAUUAUUCAACUGCAGCAACAAUUCAGCUCUUAUUGUUUUUGCUCUCGAGGGGAGGCAUGUAGGAAAACUUUUAUUUUGUAUUUUAUUUUGAUAUUAUAUAUUUUAUUUUACUUUGUUGGCCUAUUUCUUUAAAAUAAUUUGUAAAUAAUGAAAAAAAACAUAUAACCUACAUUGUAGUAAUUUAUAUUUGUAGUAGUUGUAAUAAUGUUGUGCUAUGGUUAUGUGUAAAUACUUGAUGUACAAUAUACGAAACACUGUCUGUUUUUAUAGUGGGUGGAUAGAUCCCCUCUGGGAUGAAUCAUUUGAAUUGAUUUCAGGACCAUUUCUCCAGAUGGGAUGUUCUAUCCCCCAGACACGACUGUGGUGUUGGACUGUUAUUUUAAGAUGGUCUUUCAAAAAAAAGAUGUUUCCCUUUUUACGUUUGAAGCACUUCAAAAUGAUAUUUUUGUAUUUUUUAUCAACAAAGGAUCCCCUUUGACGCAUGCUUGCUGUGUGUUUGUGUUUUUCUUUCUAUAUAUACAUGUCAUUUUCUUUUGUUGACAAAGGGAUGAAAUAGACAGAGCCUCCGAUUUGUCAGGAGCUUAGAUAUGCGUUCCCAUGGAAACGGCAUUGUGUUGCUGGAUUGACAGCCGUUGCUUGAGGGAGGGGAGAAAAUAGAACAAAGGCUCACAUUUUCCUCAAGGUGACAUGAGUGUGUGUCUGUCUGUAAGACAGACAGAGAGAGCGAGAGAGUGAAGGAGUGUGUGUAAGAGACGGAUGUGUGUAAAUGAGAGCCUGGUAGAAGAAAGCCUUGAAGGGUCACAUGUUUUAAGGCACAUCUCAGUACGCUGACACAACCCUGGUGACGCAGGCUGUGGCGUGUUCCUGUGUGUGUCUGCAUGCGUGGCCUGGUCGCCUGCUGUGUGGUACAGGUGGCAGAUGGACAGCCCUGUGUGGUCUCAUUAGUGGUCAGCAGCGCUCUCGUGUCUUGCAUACAGUAGAUGCACACAGCAGUAGCAGUCCGGUCGUAGUCAAACAUACUCGCCUUUCUAUAGGUGUCGUGCACAUUAAGGAGCACUCAUCUUUCUAUAGGAAUCGUACACAUUCAGGAUGGAGGUGGUUUGCACAGCUGAAGACAGUAGGUGUCACAGGUGCUAGUCAGACAAGGGUAGCAGAUCUUUUAGAUGAGGUGGUGAUUGAAUACACGUUGGUCUAAAAAAACUUUAAAAAAAAGAUUUUGAAGAUUUUAUCUGAAAGAAAUGCAUCAACGUUUUGACCCCGUCUGCUCUUCCUCCACCUGUCUUCUUCGCACACCUCUAGUGCUUUUUCAGACCCCAUAUGCUCUUUAUAGGAUUAGUAGGAAGCACCCACCGUAGCCCUGUACACAUAGGAGUGUGCUAAUGAGAGCACUAACUGCGCUUGCUGAUUUAAAAAAAAAAUUAUUAUUUAAAAAUGCUCCUUGUGUACCCAUGCCUGCUUGAGACCUGCAGUACAUUGAGAUUGAGAUUUAAUACCCUGUCUAGAAUCAGGGCCCGGGUUGGGAUCAAGGCGUUCAUUUUUUAUUAUUAUUGUUAUUUGGGAAGGGGUGGGAACUGGUUGGGUGUCUGUGUUGAUUGAUGGGCAGUGUGACCACUGUUUCACAGGCCAUGUGUUCACUGCCAUGUGACUUUGAUUUGUACAUAAAUAAAGUGUAUUUAAAUCCA